UACACAAUGAUUUAGUGUAAUGUAACCAAAAUGGCGGGGUCCAUGGAACUCGCGAAAAUUUUAGAACCAACUGAAUUACAAAGUUUGUCAGACGAAAUAAGGCAUAAAUUAAAUACUUCAUUUGAGAAAACAAAUGCAUAUAUUGAUGAAAUCCGCGCAAGUUACGAAAAACUGCGGGUGAACUCUGAACAACAAUACUUUGAAAUAGAGAAACAGCUCACCACAACAAAUUCAAAACUAGAAGCUGAACUAGACGCUUCCAGAAAACUGAAAGAACAACAUGCUGAACUGGAACGCAAGUACCAUGAAGCAAGUGAAAAGCUUAAGCACUCCCAAAAUGCUGAAGGUGACAACUUGUCGACUCAGCUGCGGCUCACAAAAGUGAAUGAACAACUGGAAGGAGAGAAGAGGGAGAUGGCCAUACUGCUGGAGAAACGUAGCAGGGAGAUUGACACUCUCAAUGAUGAGUUACGUCAGAUAUCCAAGAAGCUUUCAGAGACCAACUUGGCCAAGUUUGAGGCCAUCGCUAAACUGGACGUGGUGAAGAGUGAUGAGGUCAACAGGGAGUUUCAAACCAGACGAUACGAACAAGAACGGGACAACUUGCAGAAACAGGUUGACUGGUUGAACAAGGAAAUGGAGGAAAAAACCAAAGAACUGAUGAUUGUACGGAGGGAAAAGUCGACCAAGUUGUUGGACCUCCAGACCCAGUUAGAGUCUAAGACAGAAGAGUGCAGUCUGCUCUCAACCACCGUGGACAACCUGAAAACCACAGUGACAGAACAGGCACAGAAGAUUGACACCUACAUACAGAGGAUUAAAGAUAUUCAAGAAAGUAACAGCCAGGGUGAGGAGCAGUAUAAACAAGAGAUCCAGGCCAGAAUCAGGCUGGCUGACCUGUAUAAGACGUCAGCUGACGAGGCGGAGACCAAAUCCUCAGAACUUCUGGGUGCUGUCCAGGAACUGCAGACUCUACUCAAGGAGGCAGCGCAAGCUCACACAGACAUGGAGAAUGAGAAAAAUGAAGAAAUUGAAAAGCUACAGGAGACCUUUGCAGAAAAAGACAGUAAAAUUGAGAGUCUUGAACAGGAGCUGGUGAAUGCCAACAAUCUAUUGUCCACCGUGAGGAAUAAGAGUGCCAGUGAGGAGAUGGUGGAGACAAUGUUCCCCACUGCAGCCGCCACCAGCCGCCUGCUCAGGUCGGGCAUGACGCUGACAGAGAUCUACAACGAGUACGUACAGGUCACGGACGCACUGCAGGUGGAGAAGGAUGAGAACAAGAGGCUGAACCUAUACCUCGACCAGAUACUCAGGGAAAUCGAGGACAAAGCCCCCCGGUUGAAGAAGCAGAAAGAGGACUACGAGAUUGCUCUCCGCAGCAUUGACCAGAUGACCAGGCAGCUGGACGCAGCAUUGCUGGAGCGCCAGACCUUGCGUACUGAGGCAGAUGAGAACCAUAGAAAGGCGGCACAUCUCGUGAAAGAAAACUCCAAAUUUGAACAGACCAUAAGGGAUCUUUCCCAACAGGUGAAGUAUCUGGUAAAGGAGGUAGAGGAGCUCCGUGGAGGCCGUGUGGUGAGAGAUGAAGACGUGUCCUCCACUGAGAUCAGCAGCUCUUCCUCCAUCAUAUCUGGAAGGCUUGUCAGCUUCAGGAACAUAGAUGAGCUGCAGGAACAGAAUCAGAAGCUACUGUCAGUCAUACGGGAACUCUCUGCCAAGCAGGAGCAGGAGGAAAGCAUGGCCAUUGACUCCAGGACUCGAGAGUUGAAGGAGCAACUAGAGGAGGCCAACGAGGAGUUAUCACGACUGAAAGAGUCACGACUGCAGCAGACAGAAAUGAUUGAGAGCAUUGUGAGACAGAGAGACAUGUACAGGAUACUGCUGCAACAGGCUAAUGUUGAAGAGGUGUCAAUGACCUCGUUCUCAAAGAGUGGUUCGUCCAAGACACCCGAGAAGCCCGCACUGAAGAGCCCGGGUGUGGACCGGGCCGGGCAGAGACAGCUGGAGGACACCACACGGGCUCUGAAACAACUGCAAGAGGAGUUCUCAACAUACAAGAAAGAAAAAUUCGAGAAUGAUAAACUUACCAAUGACCAGCUUGAAGAGAACAGAAAGGAACUGGGAGACCUGAGAAUACAGAAUGCUAAACUUUCCUCACAGCUGGAGUAUGCGGCAGAGAGAAACAAGGUUUCCCUGAGCAACAUCGAGGGUUACAAAAGGGAGAUCAAGGUUUUACAGGACAAAGUCCAGAAAUAUGGGGCCUCCAUCGCCAAGUAUGAGCAGACCAUCAACUCACAGAGACAGGAGCUGAUGGGGUUGCAAGAGCAGGUGUCUCAAGCCCAGGCCAAGGCUGAGAACGUGCGGUCAGAGCGGGACAUCAUCCGGGCGUCUGAACAGCGCCUCCUGGUGGAAAUAGGCAGCAUGAGGCGUGAGAGACAGACACAGACCAUGCUCAUGGCAAACCUUCAGGCUAUACAGAACAAUCUGGAGCGAGCUGAGAACGAGACAAAGCACCGACUAACCGUGCAGAUUGAGGAGCUGGAGAGAGAGAAGAACACGCUGAAGAAUAACCUGCAGCUGGAGACCAAACAGGCCCAGACGCUCACCAGUCAUUUUGAGCAUCAGGUGCAGGAGUUGAGAUCCCAGCUGGAACAGGAGAUCAAGUCUCACCAGACCAGCAAGGACAAAUGUGCCCACCUGGACAAGUCAUGUACCGAAAACAUGCAACAGAUAACAAACUUAACAGCCAUGGUGUCUUCAUUAGAAUCUAAGCUGGCCACUGGUUCAAGCACAGGUGUGGACCCCUCAGAGUCGCUGCUGGACUACAAGAGCCAGCUGGAGCAGGCGAAGUCAGAGGUGGACAGCCUGAAGGACCAGCUCCAGAAGUCUCGCGCCCACGUGGACCAGUACAAGGGCAUGGCUGCCAGUCUGCAGCAGAUGCUCAAACAGGAGAAAGAGAGUUCUACUGAUUUCAAAGAUACAUUAGAACAGAAAUUGAAAAUAGCGGAAGAAAAGUGCCAGCAUUUGCAGCAACAAAACAAAUCCUUGGAAGACGAGAGACACAAAUUGCUUGAAGAGAACUUCAGAGUAAAUGAGGACAGUCAUAAACUGAAUGCUGAGUUGAGAACAAAGCUUGCGGAGCUGGAGAAUGAAUUGCAGGAGUCCAAUGAGAGGAGAGAGACUGCCAUCGCCAUAGAGAUGUCUGCUAAACAGGAAUGUGAUCAGCAGACGUGCAAUGCCCGUGAGGCCCAGGACAAGUACGAGAGGGAGCUCAUGUUGCACGCUGCAGACGUGGAGGCCCUCACAGCACUCAAGAGGAAACUAGAGGGCUUCAACUCGCAACUCAAUGCCAAGGAGGAGGAGUGUAGAACCACUGGGCAGAGACUGACAGAACUCGAGCGUUCCUCCAAACUGCGUGAGGAGAUGCUGACAGAGGAGAAAAACAAGAUGGCCUCCCGUCUUGAAGAUACGCUGCAGGAAACACGCGCCCUACACCAGCAGAUGAACAAGUUGAGCAGUCAGGUGAUCUCGGCCCAGGAGAAGGCUGUGUUCAGUCCCAGGCCCAAACCAGGCUCCUCCACAACCACAGCAACCGCAGCAGCCCUUGAUGAUGAUAGCGCCAAGUCUGUGGAGCAGCUGCUGGAAGUGAACAGGUACAUUCGCAAGCAGAAGUCGAUAGCUGAAGGCAAGCUUGACGUUGUGGAAACAGAAUGCUCACGCCUAAAACAGAGGUGUGAGGCACUUGAGCGUCAGCUGGAGUCGGUCAACACACAGCUUGCUGAUGAGCGGGAACAGGCACAAGCUGGCCUGCAGACGGCUGCCCAGCAUGCGGAGCUGAUGCACCGGGUGGAGUCCUACAACCUGCUGCAUGACAGCAACAAGCUGCUGAGGGAGGAACGGGACCAGCUCCAGACUAAACAGGCAGAGGCCGAGGCAAAGUUGAGCAAGCUUGAAGAGAUCAUACGCCCCCUGCAGGCCGAUAUACGUGACCUUCAGUCACAGCGUGACGCCCUCACCACAGACAAGAUGUCCCUCAACGCAGAGAUGGAAAGAUGGAAAGCACGCACCAAUCAGCUUAUAGAGCAGUCCCACAAGACCGAUCCGGAAGAACAUAAGCGCCUUAUGCAAGAGAAAGAGGAAUUCCGCAGUAAAAACAACACACUUACUGAGGAACUACAUAAAGUCAAGACUGAUCUGACCAAGGGAAGUCUUGAGAUGGCCAAACUUCAACGUCAGUUGGGACAGCUCAAAGAUGAGAACACUAGACAAAGUGGGGAAAUUGAGAAACUGAAGGCAUCAGUAGACGAGAAAGACAAAGAUGCUGGAGAAAAAAUGAAGACUGUAAAUCAGCUGCGAGCCGUGGGCAGACGCUACAAGACCCAGGCAGAGACGCUACAGAAGGAGAUUGAAGAGUUCAAAGCUGGCAAAGAGAAUGAGCAGUCUGCUCAAGCUGCAGCACAAGCCUCUGCUGAGCAGGUGAAAGACUUGGAGCAGAAGUUGAAGGAGGCGAACAUCAAGACCAUUGCGUCUGACGUGAAGUUCAAAGAGGCAACAAACAAGAUCAAUGACCUUGAAGCUAGUCUGAAGAAUAUCAAGGAGGAAAUCGAGAAACUCACACAGGAAAAUGGGAAACUCACUGAGACCAUUAAGGAAACAUCAGAAAAACUACAGAAAGCCGAGGAGCAGGUUGUUAACAUGCAGUCAGAAAACACACUGCUGAAAGCAGACAUUGCAAGACUGUCAGAAGAGAACAGUAAGCUGCUGACAGACAAGGGACAAAUGGCAAGCAACGAGCAGGCAGAGGUCAGCGAAGUAAGGGCUGAACUUGCCUCAAAGGAGGCUGACCUGCGGGAAAAAGCAGCACAAAUAGAAACUAAGACUCAGGAGCAGAGGGCCCUGGAAGAGUCUAUGACAGCCGUGAACAGAGAGAAAGCAGAGUUGAAACUGAAAAAUGACCGACUGGUAGCAGCCCUUCAGAACGCAAAAAGCAAACUGACCUCCAUGAAGGAGAUCAAUGAAAAACUCACCACAGAGCGGACAGACCUUAUCAAACGGACCGGGGAAGCAGAGGAGCGGGCAGCCACGCUGAAGUCACAGCUGGACCACCAGACCCAGAGACUGGACCAGGAGAGAGAGCAAUCAACCAAGGAGGCCUCGGAACUCCAGAACAAGAUCCAGCAUCUUCAGAAGCAGCUGGAAGGUUCAGGCGCGACCCCAGUGCAGGUCACUAGGUCAGCGGGCAGCGUUGUGCAGGAACGUGUCAGCUCCACACCUAUUGAGCCUGUGAAGACCGCAAACAUUCGCCCUAUAGCUUCCAGCAGUCCAGCUAGCUCCAAACCACAAACAGUGCCCGUCCAGCCCCAGUCUGCAGCAUCCAAGGUGACUGCCAGUAUUCGGCCUAUGACCAUUCCCCAGGUAACCACCAGCACUCCCACAGCAACCGUCAUGCCAACCACCGUCUCACAGACUGACAUCUUCACUGAAGAAGAGGCCAUGCUCCCUAUUCAGCAGCAGCUGUUCCCUCAGCAAGGCUCAGUGGUGGCAGGGGCCAGGCAGGUCCACAGGGUCAUACCCACUCAAGAGACACUAAGUGUUGAGUCUGUGAGUGACCCCUCUAUGGGCCAGUCAGAUUCUGGCUUCAUCGAGCCCCAACAGUCAACCUCCCGAGAGACGCCCGUAACUUCCAUCCAGCAGUCUGCUAAGAGGAUGAGAGAUGAGAGUCCUGGUGAUGAUGCCGGUGUGAAGAGGUCAAAAGUGACAGUUGCUGAGUCGUCCCCAGCAGAGGUCCCAGACAUCACGAUAACGGACGAGUCCAGUCUGCCAGAUCACGGGGAGAUCCAGUGGGCAGAGGUCGCACCCACCCAGCAAGUGGAAGUGGAACCAGAGGAGGAGGGGGAACCUGACACAUGCUCAGCACAGGAAGCUCUGGACAUGGAAGCAGCCACACAACCGGUGGAUGAGGGUGUGCAGGAUGGGAUGGGUGAGGAGGAGACUGGUGUGGAUGUGAAGGAGGCAGAUGAGGGGGAGGCAGGAGAGGGCCAGUCCGGGGAGGAGGAGGCAGUGAUUGUGGUCGGAUCUGAUGAGGAGGAAGAUGAUGAUGACAAUGAUGAUGACGCCGAGGCUCGGAGGGAGGCAUAUGAGGACGGACAUGAUAUUUAUCAGGGAAUUGAUGACAAUGACGACCAGCAGCAAGGUGCUGAUGAUGAUGUUGUCAUAAUUGACGAGGAUGAUGAUGAUGACCAGGCGUUGAGUUCCCAGACAUCUGGUUCCCAGCAGACCAGCCAGGCGAGCUCCAGUGUAGAGCUGGUUCCCUCACUACCGCCCAUCCAACCACCUGAACGACAGUUCUCCAGCAGCGGAAAUCUCCUUACUCCAAGUCUCGCUCCAUUUAUGCUCUCUGUUCACCAUGCUGGGUUUGAGGAUGUAGAUGACUCGUUAGUUCCCAGCACUCCCACGCUCCAUGUGCCACGACGGGGAGACGGAUUUGCAGAGGCUGUCAGCUCACCUCAGGUCUCCCGGAUGUUCGUGUUUGGCCAUGGCAGAGACCAGCAGCCUGGGUUGAGUCUCUCAGGACUGACUCACCUUGAUACACAGCCAGGUCUGGGGAUGGGUAUGGAUGACACUAGGUUUGACCUAACCCAGUUAGAGUACCCCUCCACCCCUCUGCACACCUCUGCCCCAGUGGCAAUCAGCACAGAUGGGCAGCCCCAGUUGAGCCAGUCAGACAGUGCCCUGGGAGAUGAGGGAAGUCAGGAGGGACAGGAAGAGGGCCAGUAUGGGGAGGGAGAGGCUUACCCUGAGGAGCUUCCGGAGGAUAACCUGGAGGGUGAGCAGGGGGAGGAGGAUUCCCAGGAAGACUGGCCUCAGUCAGUAGGCAAUGUGGAUGACAUCCAGUCUGAUGUGGAGGAGAUGGAGGAGGAUGACAGCAACAGGCAGUCAGGGGCAGGCAAGGAGGGGGCUGAUGGGGGUGCAGAGGGUAGUUCCAGCAGAGAUGACACUUCUUCCAUGUCUGCUGACAGAUCUCAAGACAAUAAGCCCAAGAUACAGAAGAUAGUGUGGGAGGACCCCAGCAAGAGUCAUGUGACCCCAAGCCCCAACCAGUCUGUGAGUCAGCCCACCCAGGCCAUCUCCGUUGUUACAGGCCCACCUCCCCAACAGUUCAGGGCCAGUGGGGCACCUCACAGGGGCAGGUUCGUAAGCCACCAGGCCAGAGGGGCGCCACAGGGGGGAUUUCAACCAAGAGGCCAGCGGGGAAGGCCCAUGAGGGGACGUGGCAUGAAUUAUCCGAGACGUCCAAAUAUGUACUAGAACAUUUUUGCGAGUCAAAAAGACAUUUUGUGUUUGAUGAUGUUGGGAAAGGAUCUUUAUUAAAAGAAAAGAAAAAGUUUAUUUACCACACUAAAUCUGGAUUUAAUUCUUGUUGGAGGCAAAAAUUAUGUAAGUUUGGAUUGUGGUUGACUGAAAAGGUCAAAGCAGUGAGUUUCAGAUAAAAAAUAUUUGGAUGCUCAUUAAACUUCAUGUGUAUUGACAGAACUUGAUUGAGGAAUUAAAACAACAACUGAAUUUCCCCUUUUCAGAAUUAUUUCUUGGGGAUAUACAAUAUUUUUAUUAUUCAAUCAAAUGUUUUGGCAUAUUAUACACCUGCUGAAUGGCAAACAAAUAUUGUAAUUGGCUCAUUGCAAUCUUGUUUACCGCUAGCAAAAAUCAACUAAGACCUCUGAUGUUAAACACUAUGUUGAAAUGUGUUCUCUUUCUUUUUUGUUGACCUAAAUGUUUGCGAUUGCUGUUACAUUGACAUGGUUUCUCUAUUUGCGGAAGUGAUUACAGUUCCUGUAUAAUUUACUCAUGUGUUUCUGAAAUCAUGUAACUGAUCUUUUUAUUAUGAUAUUAAAUGUAAACGGUUGACAUCAGACAUGAGAUGUUGUGUGAUUAUGGUUAAAUACAUUAUUAUAAAGAAGUACAUGUAUUUGAGUUGGAUAGAAAAUUCAUGGUAAAAUCACAAAAUUUGCAAUGACAAAUGAUGUUGUUAAAAUGAGUGCAUUUUUUUAUAUAGAAAACGUGGCAAUACUGAUGCUUUUCUGUCAUGCUAAUAAAGGAUGCAUAGUAAGA
Molecule: messenger RNA, 8109 nt
Organism: Dreissena polymorpha
Lineage: Eukaryota; Metazoa; Mollusca; Bivalvia; Myida; Dreissenidae
Product: nucleoprotein TPR-like
Exons: 62
Coding region: 31-7308 (2425 amino acids)
Biological process (GO): protein import into nucleus; mRNA export from nucleus
Cellular component (GO): nuclear pore
Molecular function (GO): structural constituent of nuclear pore
Source: RefSeq, a predicted model, not a curated record